Molecule: messenger RNA, 669 nt
Organism: Ipomoea nil (Japanese morning glory)
Lineage: Eukaryota; Viridiplantae; Streptophyta; Magnoliopsida; Solanales; Convolvulaceae
Exons: 2
Coding region: 1-669 (222 amino acids)
Source: RefSeq, a predicted model, not a curated record
AUGGCAUGGACGGGAGGAACAAACAGACCUCAAGCAUCUCAGACUACUGCGUCGCCGACACCAAUUCCGGCGAUGAAUCCGAUGACUCCAUUCGAUCCGAAUGACGUAGCAAGUCCUUUCUUCUUGCACCCUAACGAGAAUCCGUCACUGGUUCUCAUCUCCGCACUCUUGGAUGGGCGGAAUUAUCAUCCCUGGGCCAGGGGAAUGGAGAUGGCCCUGCUCUCAAAGAAUAAGCUAGGGUUUGUGGACGGAACCAUAGCUAUGCCAGAGAUCAACGAUGUCAAGUUUCCUUACUGGAAAAGGUGCAAUAACAUGGUCUGCACUUGGAUAAUGCGAUCGCUCUCACCCGAGAUUGCUCAGACUGUCCUCUGGGCGGGAACCGCAGAAAGAGUGUGGAAUACGUUGAAAUCGCGGUUUGGUGAGGCAGACAUAUUUCAAGUCUCGGAUUUGCAUGCUGAGAUUCACCAAAUUCGACAAGGGGAUCCCAACAUAGGAACGUAUUUUGCUAAGUUGAAAGUCUUGUGGGAUGAACUGCAGGCUUAUCUUGACAGUGAUAACCUGUCUGUCUUCUUGAGAGGACUCAAUGACAAUUAUGUAUCAGUCCAGUCACAAAUUAUGAUGAUGAAGCCCUUGCCUUCUGUUGAUGAAGCCUUUCUAAUAGUCCAAUAG